Messenger RNA from Chaetomium fimeti, 1647 nucleotides. Its product is annotated as glycosyl hydrolase family 62-domain-containing protein. Gene Ontology annotation, molecular function: alpha-L-arabinofuranosidase activity. Gene Ontology annotation, biological process: L-arabinose metabolic process. Bases 337 to 1302 code for a protein of 321 amino acids. The transcript has a single exon. The record is from RefSeq and is a predicted model, not a curated record. Lineage: Eukaryota; Fungi; Ascomycota; Sordariomycetes; Sordariales; Chaetomiaceae.
CCGAGAGUCCGGGUCCGCACACCUAUGCCGGCACUCCUUGCGGGUUACGAACUUGCCUCGAGCUUGCAAACGUUGUUGUUGAUAUUGGUGGAGAAUCUUGCCAGGAAUAGCUUGUUGUGACAACCCGGAAAGCCACCCCGACAGCCAUCUGGGCGAAGCGGCGAUCCUUCUUCCGGAAGCAAUGAUUUACAUACUUACAACCGGGCGUAGCCGCUCGGGCCUCAGGGGCCUCAGGGGUAUAUAAACCUAGUGAGAGCUCGACUCUGUUUCGACCUUUCUGUGCUGUUCCACACCGUCACCGUCCGUUGAUUCAUUGUCCCAGCGAAGACCAUCACCAUGAGACUCACACGAUCCAGCCUCGCCCUCCUCGCUUCGGCGGGCUCUGUCGCAGGACAGGGCUGCGACCUCCCCACCUCGUACAAGUGGACGUCGAGCGGCGUGCUCGCCGAGCCCAAGAGCCCGUGGGUCGCACUCAAGGACUUCACCGUCGUCCCGUACGAGGGCCAGCACCUCGUCUACGCCACGACCAACGACGGCACCAACUGGGGCUCCAUGAACUUCGGCCUCUUCAGCAACUGGGAGGACAUGGGCGCCGCGAGCCAGAACGCCAUGAGCACGGGUACCGUCGCGCCCACCCUCUUCCACUUCGCCCCCACGGACGUCUGGAUUCUCGCCUACCAAUGGGGCCCGACCUCCUUCUCCUACAUGACGUCGAACGACCCCACCGACCCCAACGGUUGGUCUAGCGCCCAACCGCUCUUCGAGGGCACCAUCCAGGACUCCGACACAGGCGUUAUCGACCAGACCGUCAUCGGUGACGACGAGAACAUGUACCUGUUCUUCUGCGGCGACAACGGCAAGAUCUACCGUGCCAGCAUGCCGAUCGGCGACUUCCCCGGCAGCUUUGGCACCUCGUCGACCAUCAUCAUGAGCGACACCAGGAACAACCUGUUCGAGGCGGUGCAGGUGUACAAGGUGGACGGCCAGCAGAAGUACCUGAUGAUCGUCGAGGCGAUCGGUAGCGGGGGCCGGUACUUCCGGUCUUUCACGGCCAGCAGCCUGGGCGGCGACUGGACCCCCAACGCGGCCACCGAGAGCAACCCGUUCGCGGGCAAGGCCAACGGCGGCUCCAGCUGGUCCAACGACAUCAGCCACGGCGAGCUGGUGCGCAAGAGCGCCGACCAGACCUUCACCAUUGAUGCCUGCAACCUGCAGCUGCUCUACCAAGGGCGCGACCCCAGCUCGGGAGGCGAUUAUAACUCCCUGCCGUACCGCCCCGGCGUCCUGACACUGCAGAGCUAAAGGCGCUCUGGGCCUUUUAAGUAACGAGGUGCUUUUCAAUGGGGGGAAGGGGAGAGGUUCGAAGCCUUCGAGACGGAUGUUUCAAAUAGGAACUCGGUCGACGCUUCAAGUUGUUAGCAUAUCACAAUAAAACAACCGUUAACCAGAAUAUAGUGUUCCUCCUCAUAUCCUUCUGUCAGGGGCUCCUAACUAGAAACUGAACUCUUUGAAGAACCGCUGAAGAAGAUGCUUGCACACGCACAGGGCUGCGUGACUAAGGCGAUUCACUGGCGAAGAUAGACUCAAUUCCUAGCUAAGAGCUCUCUCUCAGGUCCAGGCGUUACAUAGGUCGAGAGGAGAACUGGA